GUACGUGACAUUCCCAGAUGGAAUCGGAGGUCAAAACGUCUCUGUUUGUACAGAUGUGCUCUGACACUGAGCUGAGGAGCUGUGGAUGUUGGAGGAUAAAGCUUUAAUGUGUCUCGACCUGCCGGAGCGAUGCUACGUUUUUGCGGGGAUGACAAGUGGAUUCACUCAACUGAUCAACUUUCCUCUGUGGAUGAACCUUCAGACUCAGAGAUGGCUGUAAUGAGGAAGAGGUUCGCCUCUGUCUGCUCCUCUUCCUCAGCUGAGGAAGACAGCGCAGGCCUCUAUGACAGCGCUCCCAUUUUUACCUCAGAUCCACCCAGUGAACAAGAGCAUGCCUACGAAUCUCUGCUUUGUUGCCAUAGUGUCCAAGACUCUUUGCUGAGCUCCAACAGCAGCUUCACUCGAUACAGAGGCAUCCUCAACUGGAUCAUCAUUCUCCUGGUCCUGACUCAUGCUCACUUGUUCUUGGAGAAUUUCAUUCAACAUGGCUUUUUGAUAGAUGUCAAAAAAGUCUGGCAGCAUCUCAUUGAGGAAAACUGCAACUGGCCAUCUGUCAACCUGGUGCUGGGUGCCAAUGUGUUUGCCAUCACAGCUCUACUCCUUGAGAGGUCUCAGGACAAGGGUCUGCUGUCCCCCACCAACGCUCAUCGUUUACAUCUUGUAAAUCUGGGGCUGCUCCUGCUGUUUCCUGCUGCUGUCAUUCUACAUGAGCCUACAACAUCAGCAGGUGGAGCAUUCCUCUCUCUCUGUUUCUACACUGUUCUUGGGAUGAAGCUUUACUCGUACCAGGAAGCUAAUCACUGGUACCGACAGGCUCAUUUAACUGAUGCAGAUAAAGACCAGAAUGGAGCCGUCGCGCAAAAAGUCCAGAGUGAACAUCUGACUUAUCGAGAUCUGUGUUAUUUCCUCCUUGCCCCCACUCUGUGCUACCAGAGAGAUUUCCCAUGUACGCCCAAGGUCCGCAUCAACAAGCUCCUGCACAGGCUGCUGGAAAUGGUGAUCGUUAUCCAGAUCAUGGUCGGCAUUGUACAGCAGUGGAUUGAGCCCAUCUUCCAGAGAUCAGAAAACUCAUUCUCAAGUAUGGACAUUACUAUGAAAGUAGAGCACCUGGUCAGACUAGUGGCCCCAACACAUUUCCUCUGGCUUCUCUUCUUCUUCUUGAAUCACUCCUACCUGAAUUUCUGCGCAGAGCUGCUGCGCUUCGGUGAUCGGCAUUUUUAUGGAGACUGGUGGAAUGCUACAAGUCUGAUCACUUUCUGGAAGAACUGGAAUAUUCCCUUUCAGAGAUGGUGUCACAGACAUGUAUACACACAGCUAGCUGAAAAGAAUGUGUCGUCAUCACGGGCAGAGUUACUGGUCUUCCUGAUGUCUGCAGCUAUGUGUGAGUACAUGAUCGCACUGCCUCUGAAUAACUGUCAUCUGUGGAUUUUUCUCAUGAUGGUAUUUGAGCUCUUGGUUGCAGUCUUCCUCAGAGACUAUUUCCAGGGAAACUAUGGCAAUGGUUUAGUGUGGCUCUGCCUUCUGCUGGGCCCGCCCCUGGCUGUUAUCACCUACAUUCACGACCACUACAUCAGCUUCCAUCAACGGUGUCAGUCGUCAUCCUCGCCACUGAUACCAGACCAGCAUCUUCUCAGCAGAGUUGCCCUGCAGCCUCAAUGAUCAUGGAGAAAUAAAUCUGUCAUGUUGCACUGUGUGAGUAGACCAGGAGGACACAACUGUCAUCCAAAGCUCAUGUCUGUCCAAGGAACCGUUCUGAUCUCUGGAAAACCUUGUGGAAUAAUCUCCAACGACCUCGACGCAAUUCAGAAGUAUGUACAGUAUAUGUUGUAUACACCCAUUACUGGACCUAAUGACUUCCAUAUUAUUUUACUGUAUUUAUGCAUCUAAAAAUGGAAAGCAAUAAACAACUGAUUUUGUAGUUUUUCAUCCAGAUUGGUUGUAAUAUUGUAAUCUUCAUGGGGGAGAAUUUAUUUAUUUAUUAUUUACUAAAAUGAAGUAAUACUUUCUAGAUCAUCGUUUUACAAUAACUUUUAAUCAUCAAUAGAUACAAGAUACAAAACUAUGAGCUAAAGUUGCUUCUUGGGACAAAUUUCUCCUCAUCUGCAGCCAGUCCAGACCCACUGUGCUUGAAUACCCACGAAUACAGACAUGAAAGAAUUCAAACUAACUUCAUUCAAAAAACUUCUACCACUGUUAUUUGUACAACCAUAGUGAUGAAUACAGGUAUAGAUGAUUUUAUUUAUAUAUAUUUUGAACUCUUUUUUAGUUUGAAGUUCCUCAUAUGCAACUGACUGGGCUUUGAGUUUUUGAUAUAAUCUGUCUUUGAGAUUUCUGCCUCCAUUCCAAGACAAU
This is a messenger RNA of Lates calcarifer (barramundi perch), 2352 nucleotides long. Its product is annotated as diacylglycerol O-acyltransferase 1. NCBI's taxonomy places the organism in Eukaryota, Metazoa, Chordata, Actinopteri, Centropomidae. Gene Ontology annotation, molecular function: diacylglycerol O-acyltransferase activity. Gene Ontology annotation, cellular component: endoplasmic reticulum membrane. The record is from RefSeq and is a predicted model, not a curated record. Gene Ontology annotation, biological process: triglyceride biosynthetic process. The transcript has 18 exons. The coding region runs from base 130 to 1659 and encodes 509 amino acids.